Messenger RNA from Syzygium oleosum, 2352 nucleotides. Its product is annotated as pyruvate kinase isozyme A, chloroplastic-like. Gene Ontology annotation, biological process: glycolytic process. Bases 393 to 2114 code for a protein of 573 amino acids. The transcript is spliced from 7 exons. Gene Ontology annotation, molecular function: pyruvate kinase activity; potassium ion binding; magnesium ion binding. The record is from RefSeq and is a predicted model, not a curated record. NCBI's taxonomy places the organism in Eukaryota, Viridiplantae, Streptophyta, Magnoliopsida, Myrtales, Myrtaceae. Gene Ontology annotation, cellular component: cytoplasm.
UGGAACACCUUUUUAAAAAGUUACCAACGCCAGCGACCUACUCUGUCCUUUGAACUCAUCUCCAGUUCUUUAAUGCAUUAAUUUAAUUGCUAAACCAAUGGCGGCAGCAGUUGUUCCGGAGUUUGCAGCAAAGUUGGUUUGACCUUUUGUGGUCACCUUCUUGCUUUAAAUAUUUGGUACUCUCCCAAAGAAAUCGGACCCUUAUUGUAAUCUUCACUCUCUCUCUAUUGAAAAGUUCAGAUCUUGACGGACUCUACGAUUUCAAGGCGAACUGUCUCUACUCAAUACAUUUUUCACCUGUGCGUGUCCAAGACUUCAUCGAAAGCUGAUUCCUGAACUUGGUCCCCAGAUUUUCAUCUGCAAGUAAGCGAUAAUAUUCGAUCGUCAGGAGCAUGGCAGUCGCAGGGGAAUUAACGGUUCCUUGUGGUCAGAUCAGUUCAAAGAUCCCAACUUUCAAUGCCAAGAGCCAGAUUUUUGGUGUGCCCAUGAUUUCUUGCUCUGGAGGGAAACUGAAGAGUUGGAUGUCUACUGGAGUUAGAGCAGUAUUGCAAAUGGGAGUGGGAGCAGCUGAGAGUGGGAGCAAGAUUGGGGGUGCUUUAGGUUUUGAUGUGGUGUCGCAGGAAGAGUUGAGAGAGAAGGGUUUUCUGGGUAUGAGGAAGACAAAGCUCGUGUGCACUAUUGGCCCUGCUUGUUCCUCCUUGGAAGAUCUGGAGAGGUUGGCAUUAGGAGGGAUGAAUGUGGCUAGGCUCAACAUGUGUCACAACUCGAGGGAGUGGCAUUUGGAUGUGAUCAGGAAGAUCAAGAAGUUGAAUGAAGAAAAGGGUUUUUGUGUUUCGGUCGUGAUUGAUACCGAGGGCAGUCAGAUUCAUGUCGUUGAUCAUGGUGCUCCUUCCUCUGUCAAAGUAGAGGAAGGAUCGAUCUGGUUAUUUACUACGAAAAAGUUUGAGGGUUCCCGCCCUUUCACUGUCCAAGCAAACCACUCCGGAUUUUCUGAAGGUGUCGAGGUUGGUGAUGAGCUCGUUAUUGAUGGGGGCAUGGCAAGUUUUGAAGUCGUUGAAAAGAUUGGGAAUGAUUUGAAGUGUAAGUGCACAGAUUCUGGUUUGUUUCUUCCUUGCGCAAAGUUCAGCUUUUGGAGAGAUGGGAAGCUUGUCGAGAGGAAUUACAAAUUGCCUACUCUGUCAAGAAAGGAUUGGGCUGACAUAGACUUUGGAAUUGCUGAAGGUGUAGACUUCAUUGCAAUGUCAUUUGUCAAUGAUGCUGAUGCAGUCAGCAACCUUAAGGAUUACAUUUCCACCAAAUCAUCCAAAUCUAUUAGAGUAUUGGCAAAGAUAGAGAGCCUAGAGUCUCUUCAAAAAUUGGGGGAGAUUGUUGAAGCUUCCGAUGGUAUCAUGAUUGCUCGGGGUGAUCUUGGAGUGGAAAUCCCCCUGGAGCAGAUUCCCACAGUCCAAGAGAAAAUAACUUAUGUCUGCAGGCAAAUGAAUAAGCCUGUGAUUGUAGCUUCGCAACUUCUCGAGUCCAUGGUCGAAUUUCCUACUCCAACCCGUGCGGAGGUUGCAGAUGUGUCUGAAGCAGUUAGACAGUAUGCCGAUGCUUUGAUGUUAUCAGGUGAAUCUGCAAUAGGAUCAUAUGGACAGAAAGCUCUUUCUGUCUUGCGAAUGGCUAGCAGUCGGAUGGAAUCGUGGAGCCGGCAGGAAAACCGACAGAGCACGCUCUUUCAUCGUAAGCUAGGAACGUCAUUGCCUGACCGUAUUGCUGAGCAAAUUUGUAAUUGUGCUGCUGAAAUGGCUAACAACCUCGGCGUUGAUGCCAUUUUUGUGUACACAAAACAUGGACACAUGGCAUCUCUUCUGUCACGCAACCGUCCAUACUCUCCCAUAUUCGCGUUCACGAACGACAAAAGCACCAGGAUGGCUCUCAAUUUGCAGUGGGGAGUUAUUCCCCUCUUCAUUGACUUGACAGAUGACAUGGAAGCUAACAUCGCAAGGUCAGUCGAUCUGAUGAAGGUGAAGGGGUUGGUGAGGGAGGGAGACACUGUACUGGUGGUCUCGGAUGUCACUACCACCGGUGCACCCUCUACUGCUUUCCAAUCAAUCCAGGUGAAGACCAUUUCUUAAGCACUCGAACCACACAAUAAGUUAUCUUUAUAUCGAUUGCAGCUUAAGUCUUCUUUACAUGAUGCCAUUCAUGUAUUACCUGUUGAUUGGGUAAUGCACGAUUGCUUUGAAGUUUUAGAGGAUAUAUAGACCUCACUUUGGGUUCUGAUGCAACGCCCUCAAGCUCAAUCUUGCAUUGUUAAGCUAGUGACUGAACAAUCAUGCUUGCUCAAAAGUUGCUAGUUCAAAGUUUUGAUCA